Messenger RNA from Puntigrus tetrazona (Sumatra barb), 2416 nucleotides. It is a transcript of the gene tpd52l2b, whose product is annotated as tpd52 like 2b. The coding region runs from base 214 to 951 and encodes 245 amino acids. Gene Ontology annotation, cellular component: cytoplasm. The transcript is spliced from 10 exons. Lineage: Eukaryota; Metazoa; Chordata; Actinopteri; Cypriniformes; Cyprinidae. The record is from RefSeq and is a predicted model, not a curated record.
CGCAGUGGACGUCAUCUCCGUGCGCCGGAAGGAAAGCGUACUUGGGCAGCUCUUCAAGCUGAGUUGGCUGAUCGCUCGGGAUCUUGUGUUGGCUUGUCAAGCGCUUUUGGAUGUUUUGGUAGUAGAGGAGACACGCAUUUACGCCUCGCAGAGCUUUUCCCCUCCGAAUUACGUAACUGUCAAGACAACGUUUUGAAGAUUUCAAACGACGACAUGGAUUCCGCCAAUCAAGACAUCAAUCUGAACUCUCCACAUAAAGGCCUGGGCUCUGACUCUCUCUCAGACGUGACUGAAGAGAGGGGGGCCGCUGCCGUGAGUCCUGGGACUCUCCCUCCCGGCCUGACAGAGGAGGAGGCCGAGGAACUGAGACUGGAGCUCACCAAGGUUGAGGAGGAGAUCCACACCUUGAGGCAGGUGCUGUCGGCUAAAGAGCGCCAUGCGUCGGAGCUGAAGCGUAAACUGGGCCUGAGCCCCCUGAGCGAGUUCAAACAGAACAUCACCAAAAGCUGGCAGGAUGUCCAGACCUCAAACGCCUAUGUGGUGAUGUCCGAGAAGCUGGGCCAGUGGAAUGAGAAAGUUGCAGGGUGUGAUAUAUAUCUUUCAGCUUCUGCCACUCUGGAUGACAUUGCCAGCUCUGAAGUGUAUAAAAAGACUCAGGAAACGCUGUCUCAGGCUGGACAGAAGACCUCAGCCGCCCUCUCCACCGUUGGCACGGCCAUCAGCAGGAAACUGGGUGACAUGAGAGCUCUUCCUUUCUCUAACUCCUUCGGUAGCAACUACUCCAUUCGCCAUUCAAUAAGUAUGCCAACUAUGAGGAACUCUCCAACCUUCAAAUCGUUUGAGGACAAAGUUGGAAACAUCAAGUACAAGGUGGUUGGAGGCAAAGCCAAUGGAGAAAGUGCCCACUCUCCGAACGAGUCAAACCCGGUGCAGGACAACGCUCCGUUCUGAGAGCCCGCCCUCUUGAUUUAAACACUCAUCUCAUUCUUUGUGAAUCCUGACUACACCCACACUUCCGUUCUCCCAGUUCUCCCGUUCUCUCUGAAUUCUUUCAUCCCUCCUUCCUCUGUCUCCUUUGACACCCCUCCACCUACUGCUAGCAUGUGCUUGCUCAUCUCACUCGAAACACACACGUAGUACAGAUCCUGUGACACGAAAUCAUCACAGCUUGUACAAAAGAAGACAAACGAUGAAUCAUUUUGUAUUAGAAACUAUUUUACACUGCUUUGCAUAAUGUUUUUACAUAACUUUUAUCUAUAUAUGACUAUAAAGGAAUACAAAUAUAAACUAUAUUUAAACAGUACUGCCAAGCAGCAUUCAUCAGGCGGCAGAGGGAAACAAAAUACACAAAGAAGAAGUUAAAUCUGAAGCGGGGGGAGGAUUUUAGACCAAUAAAGAAAAGAAACUUGCUGCAGGUUUCUAUGCUGCUGAGCGUUCAGUUGAGUUGUUUUUUUACAAUGUGAAGCGAUGCUUUGCUGUACACCUGGUGAAUGUCGGCCUUACACUGGCACACUCUAUUGCUCUAUCGGUCCGUUGCUGGUAAAAACCUUACACAAAGUUGUUUUUCGUUUCACCUUUGCUCUUUCUCGCUCGUGUUCGUUUUUUCAUUAAUGGGAAUGUUUUAUUUAUGCUGUAGACGUCGGAAAUCGCUCGCCUUUUGCUUCGUGCCACGCUGUGUGUGCCAAUUAGUAGAUGCCACAGACCUUUUGCUGUCAGAAUGUUACACGCUAUCACCAAACUAUCACAUCACAAAGAUCACCGUUCAGUUUUAAGGAAUAAAACACAGAUACUUUCAUGUGCACUUAAGUGGCAAGUAAGUCCUGCUAAGUAAGACUAUUUUCUUUUAUUGUUUCUUUUGUGGCAUUUAUCCCCCCCCCCCCAAACAGACGUGAACACUAGUGUUGUCUGUAUGGUAGCACAGUCACUUUUUACCUGAAAGAUAUUGGAAUAUAUUUCACCAUUAGCAAGUGUAAUCUCUUAUUUUCGCCUCAUUUUUGAUAUUUCAUUCACUUGUAUGGGUGUCAGUGGGUGGCCUUGUUUCAGUAUACUAAACGAUGAUGAUCACAUGCCUCAUUGGGUGAGAUGCAAGGGAUUACAUACAUUUGACUGACCGGUGCAGAUGAGGAGAUUUUUCUGCUCGAAUCCACGCAUGAUGUGGAUACACCUGUAGUUCUGUAAAAAAAUGAGAAAGAUCGUGAACGUUCAGAGGGAAAGGACUUCUUUUGUAUUAUUUUGAGUAGUCGUUUUCAGGAGGUCGUUUAGGGAACAUGCACCGUAUGGCUUUAAAUUAGAGAUCUCAGUCUAGCUCUUCAGAUUUAAAGGAUCAGAUUGUUUUCUUUUAGAACAACAGUGGUGUAAUGCUUCAUACUUUUUUUGUCAGUUGUUUGUAUAUCAAUAAAGCAUUCGUUUAAACGGC